AUGGCGGCCCAACCUCUCCUAAAGGCUGGCUUGCGAAAAACAAUUGGAACGGGACAAACAACCCUUGUCUGGGUGGACCCAUGGAUCCCGACGUCCCCAGCUCGUCCCGCGAUUCCCUGCGGCUCCUCUUUUAACCCAUCCCUACGUGUUAGCGAUUUGUGCAACGCGGCCACAAAGGAGUGGAACGAUGAACUCCUCCAAGAGCUGAUCGACCCUAAUGACAUCCCUCUUAUCCGCAGCCUCAAGUUGAUGAGCUCUCCUCGCACCAUUGGUUACUGCUGGAACCUCACGGCAACGGGCGUAUACUCGGUAAAAACUGGAUACGCGCUGGCGAUGGAAUUAUCAGAGCCCCCAAACUCACAGCAAGUGCAUGAGCCUAGCAUCAAAGCGCUUCAAGCAAAAGUAUGGAAGAUCAAGACUUCAAAAAAGAUUCAGCACUUCAUCUGGCAAUCUAUCUCCAACUGCCUCCCGGUAUGCAACUCGCUCGUGGAUCGCCACUGUGGCACCGAGCGACACUGCCCUCGCUGUGGUUCAGAAGAAGAAACGCCCAAUCACCUGCUCUUCGAGUGUCCACCAUCGAUCCAAACUUGGGCUCUAGCGGAUAUUCCGCACUCUCCGGGGAUAUUCCCGUGUAGCUCGAUCUAUAGUAAUCUGAAUCAUGUCAUAUGGCGCACAAACAUCUAUGCAAUUCCAGAUUCUAUUAGCGCAAAAAUACCUUGGCUCUUAUGGUACAUAUGGAAAGCACGCAACGACAAGGCCUUCAAUGGUAAGGACGUCUCCCCCCUUGAGACUGUCCAACUUGCACAAGCGGAAGCGGAGAGCUGGUACACUGCACAGACCGUUGAGCAAUCACAAGACGAAGCACCGGACGACCCUCCCCGCUUGACGCCGGCACCUCACGUUCCAGUCCCCAACUGCACGCUCGACGCCUCCUGGCACAAGGAUGAUAAAUUUUUUGGCGGAGGAAUGGUUCUAACUAACGAAGAUGGGAUGAAGACUUAUGGUUCAUUUGCUAGUAACCGAGUCCUCACCCCCCUACACGCAGAGUUCCAAACUCUUCUGUGGGCUAUGAAAUCUUCUAUCCAGUUGGAUCACUGCUCAAUGAACUUCAAGACAGACUGCCUUCAGCUAGUCAGGCUACUUGAAGAAGAAGAAGAAGACAACUGGCCAUCUAUGUUGGCCGAAUUUGAUGAGUUCCAUCUCAUUCGUUCUAUGUUUACGUUUUUCUCUAUAUCUUUUAUUCCUCGUUCUCUUAACUUCCGAGCUGACCGUCUUGCAAAAGAAGCUCGGACUCGAGGAUUCUCUUUUUCCCAUGUAAACCCUCAGCUACCAAGCUGGAUGGCUCCUGAGGCCAUCCUCUCGGUAACUUCUUAA
Brassica rapa (field mustard) is the source of this 1374-nucleotide messenger RNA. RefSeq lists its product as uncharacterized. Gene Ontology annotation, molecular function: RNA-DNA hybrid ribonuclease activity; nucleic acid binding. The record is from RefSeq and is a predicted model, not a curated record. NCBI's taxonomy places the organism in Eukaryota, Viridiplantae, Streptophyta, Magnoliopsida, Brassicales, Brassicaceae.